AAAUCUGAAUUAUAAUUUCGGGAACGCUAACGUCGCGGUCGUCUUUGAGUUUAAAUAAAAACACAAGAGGAAAAAAAAGAAGAAAAUAAGUGAAUUAUAAAAUUGCUUAAGUAAUUGAUUCUGUUGAUGUGUUUUAUGAGUUGACUAGCCAUGACGAAAGUGCUCGAUCCUUCUCUAAGUGGAAGUGUAUUGCCAAAAUACCAGGAUAUAAUGGAUUAUCACAAUGUGAGUAUAUCAAGUUUGGACUUAAACUAUUUAAAAUGCUGUUGUUUUUAUUGUGUGAAAGUGUGCACUGAGUAGGUGCACUGAGUAAGUGCACGUGUUGCAGCUGCAGGACCUAAAUAUUGUAUCGAGCCACUUUGCAAGACAUAACCUGACAUAGGGACACAGGUUACUCACCUAAUUCUAACAAACGCAUCAAUGUCGAAAUCUAAUUUACGUAUCCCAUUUUUAAUGAGAAAAAUAAAGCUACACAAAACAAGACAUACGAUCUAAAGAUCUUAAGUGAAUUUAAAGGAGCUUUACACAACGCGGUCCUUGUGAGCAAUGCAAGUUACUUCUGCGCACGAACUUAACAAUGAUUAAUUCUGUGUUCAAUCCCGAAAUGCUUGACAAUAUUUGUUCCAUACAAACGCUAAAUUUUGAAAUGUUAUGAUUGUUUACUUUGGUAUUUACAUUUUGAUGUCAAGCCAAACACGUUUCGAGAAAAUGCCUGUUGGGCACCGAUUAGGGGAGGGGGGAUACGGCGAUCUACUGAAAACGUAUAAUAUUAAUUUUUUUUUUUUUUUAAACAAGCUUGCAUUCUUUUUAAGUAAAGAGCUUUGUAUUAUUAUCGUGUUAUGAAAUAUAUUUUAAACUCAAUUUUUUAAUUUUUUUUUUUUUUAAAAUAAUUUAAAAUUAAAAAGUUCAAAUUUUUUUUUUUUUUUUUAUUUUUUUUAAAAAAUUUGACGAUUUUUUAAAAAAAAAAAAAAAAAAAAAAAUGUUAAGUGAGGCCAGGGAAGCUGACGAGACGCCGCGCGCUGAGCCAGCCCAGUGAUGGCUGGCGGGCUGGCGGACGGGAAUGCUUUGACCUAGUUCGGGUCGUUAUCGAGGUCAGUUGCACAACGUCAUAUGCCGCAGUCGAUGGAUCAUUCUAGUUAUUGGUGCGCGCUGUUACCGAGUUCGUGCGCUUGUCACCGUAGAAUGCAAGUGAGAAUGGCGCCAAUUUAUGAUAGACCACUGAAGGUACUUUGAUUUUUUUUUCUACUUGUGAACAUUUAGAUCUAAGCAAGAACGCGUCUGUAUUAUUUUUGCUUCGAUUUUAGUUUCACUUUUAAAUUAUGUUAACAUAACAUUGAACUAAUUGACCUUUGACUUUGAAGGGGGAAAACAACAUUUCAUUGUCUUCUUAGCUUUGAAUAACCUUGUUUUGAACCGGCGAAUAUAUAUACAUAUUUAAAUAUCACCAGUAUCAACUGCAAACUUUUAAAAUGUGAGUUUUGAAGACAGACUAGACAUAUUGGACUUGCGGCAUAUCCAUUUAUCUCUUUCUUUUUUUAAUAAUUACUUUUCGUCCGAAGUUUUAUAGUUCCCCCCUUCCCCCCCCUUCCCUCCCCCCCCAACCCCCUAUUUCAUGGUUAUAGGCUUGCCAGUUAAGUUGAACUUUUCAUUUUCGAUAACUUCAUUCACAAAUCAUUGGCUCCCUUAUAUGUGCGUCCUUGUGUUUAUUUGAUAAGUUCUAACGUGUUGCACCGGCUGUAUACACCGAUGCGUAUCGAUUAUGAUGACUUGGUAAUCGGAUUAGCAAGUACACCGCAAUCAUACCCAGGCACGCGAGCCUCAUGACUUAAUGCCGUAGUCUUGUGGCAGUGGUCGUAUAAAGGCGCCGGUUGUCCUGUCGGUGCCAUCAGUCUGUCCCAAUGUCAGUACUUCACUGACCAUUUAGACGCUGGUCUUCUUAAUACCUUUUAUGCCCUGAUAUAUAUAUUUUUUUUGUUGCCAAAGUUUGUUUCAUAUUAACUCAGUUGAGGAAUGGAGCUGUCCUAUGUUGAUUAUUUACUGGUGCGUUGGGUGUCUGUGUUGUUUCUUUGGAUUCUGUUUCAGUUUUUUUUUAAUAUUUUUAUUUAAGUAUCUAUUAUGUUAUGUCUUCAAAAAUUGGUUGUCGUUUCUCGUGAGUAUUUCAAUAACGAUUUGUCUUUCUUCCCUUACCAGAACUGGACGGAUGUUGAGAAUUUUCUGUAUCCAGACAACACACCAUACGAGACAAGUAUGAUGAACAUCCUGAACGACAACGCAAUGAGGAGCUCCCCGCUCUCGCCCAUGCCGACACCUGACUCCCCCGGGGCGCCAAACUCGGUGUGCAGCUCAUCCAGCAGUGCCUUCUCCAGCCCAAACCCUUACAGCCCCCACCACGGACCCAUGUCCAUCGGCAGCCCAGGUUCUUCCAGUCAGGUGAGCAGUGGGAGCCCGGCGCCCCAUGAAAACAUUUACGACGACCUGCUGGACUUGGACUUUAUUCUCAACAACACCGCAGAGAGGAGCAUGUACGAAGAGGGCAACGGAGCCGCCAAGGUCAAGCUGGAGCCAGGCCACGUGACCUCUGAUGGUCUUCCCGAUUUCUCCUCAACAUUUCUGGAUAUUCCCGAUAUCAAGUUCGACGAUGAACUGAAUAAUAACAUGCUCAUGAUGAACUGCACCUUGACCGGCACUGGCAUGACAAAUUUGUCAGGCUCCAAGGUCAAUACACAGAAUUCACCUCUGCCCAAGACAAUGAUGCAGCAGCAGCAGCUCCUCAACAGCACCUCCAUGCCCGAGUUCAAACUCCCUAAACACGAAUUCCCCCCCAUGCCUCAGUCGUGCACCUCCUACAGAGGAACCCUGACUGCCCUCCCCACAAACCAGCUCUCUCCUCAAAAUCCUCACAUGGUCUUCUCCAUGCACGGCAGCCACCUCUCCCCUCCCUCCUCACCGGAUAACCAGGACCAGGCCAGGCACAACCUUAAAAUGUCCCAGCUGCCCCCCAUGUACCCGAUGGGCCACCCCCAUCAACAGAUGGUCAUGAGGCCCCAGCACAUGAUGGCCAAGAUGUCUCCCCACCACCAGCACCCCUCCCACAUGGCCCCUCACCCCGGAUCCCACCAGCUGAUCACGCCCCCGUCCUCCCCACAGCUUGACCACCUCCUCAUGCCCCAACCCCCCAUGGACUCGGCCGCACAGCCCAAGAAACGGGGCCGUCGCACCUGGGGCCGCAAGCGCCAGACCAGCCAUUCCUGUUCACACCCUGGCUGCAACAAAACCUACACCAAGAGUUCCCACCUGAAGGCUCAUCUGCGCACACACACCGGUGAGAAGCCCUAUCAUUGCACGUGGAAAGGAUGUGGUUGGAAAUUCGCACGCUCUGAUGAACUCACGCGUCAUUACAGAAAGCACACUGGCGACAGGCCGUUCCAAUGCCAUCUCUGCGAGAGGGCCUUCUCAAGGAGCGAUCACUUGUCUCUGCACAUGAAGAGGCACAUUUGAAAUGAACAAUGAAUCUUUUGAGAAUCCCUGUGAACUUGAACAGAAAAGCUUGUUUUACAAACAGCUAAUCUCAAAGUGAGGCUGAGACUGCAUUCCUAAGCCAAUGCUAACUGACACUGGAGACCUGCAAAAGAACUUUUUUUUCCCCCUGCAAACCAUCGUUAUUGUAUAUUCUUCAAUGAGAAAAUGGCUGGUUUUAAUUUGUUUGCCUCUGUUAUUUUGUUGAAAUCUUUUCUGUACAGAGCUUAGAAUUAAAACUUGGUUUGAGUUGUAAACCAGCGUGAGAGAUUCCCGAUACCGGUAGACAGUAGCCAUUGUCCUAAGACACCUGGCUGCAGAAGCGUAAUCUCACCUGGUUGAAAAGAUGCAUAACGAUAAUUGGGUCAAAAGAUUUCUCAAUGUCCAUUUCCUAUUUAGCAGCGCCUCAGUCGCUGAUGUCCACCACCACACGACGCCUGUUCACCUGAUCAUCGUCAGCUUUCAUUCACUCUGAUUUGACUGGUUCGAAUCAGUUGUUUUUUUCUUUUCUUUUUUGCUCUUGUUUUGUAAUAUUAAACUUAGCUAAUGAUUCAUCCCGACUGUUACAUUUGUCAACUUGGCUGGUUCCAAGAAGACAAUUCAUUGUAAACUUUUUUUUUUUUUUUUUUAAAUUUCCCAUGUUAUUAUGAUUACAUUUUGAUCACGCUUUUAACCCUACUUCCCCCCCAAUGAAGGAUUGUGUGGGUGCCAAGACAAUUUGGCAGCUAACCCCCCACCUUGCUAGGUCUCCAGAACGCUUGUGCUGGUUGGCUGGUUCCUAGAAGACAAUUCAUUUUAAUUUUUUUUUUUUUUUUUUAAAUUUCCCAUGUUAUUAUGAUUACAUUUUGAUCACGCUUGUAACCCUACUUCCCCCCCAAUGAAGGAUUGUGUGGGUGCCAAGACAAUUUGGCAGCUAACCUCCCACCUUGCUAGGUCUCCAGAACGCUUGUGCUGGCCAUGUCACACAAAGCCGGGAGCCAGUGGAGGUGAAAAGUUGCUCCAGAUUUGAUUUCAGUUAUAUAUAUUUUUUAUUGUUCUUUGUUUUUUUGUUUUUUUCAAAUUUAUCUUGCAUAAAGUCUCUGUACUUUGACUUUAGAUUACCAUGCACUUUCAAAGUAUUUUUUUUUUAAGAAACAGUUAUUGUAAGCACAAAGCUAACAUAAAAAGAUUUUUUCAAAUUGUUUUAACAUAAUUUUAUUUGAAAAUGGAUACACAUUUUUGUAAUGCUUUUUGAAAGAGUUUAUCAACAAGUAUUUCAAUACAUCUGCUGUGCUACUAUUACUAUUAGGACAUUUUAAGAGGUGUGUUUUUUCUUUUUUAAUUAAACAACUAUGUUAAACAGUUUUUCUUUGUACAUACUAAUUUUGGUCUCCAGAUGAUAUCAAAUUAUAUACUGUACCAUAAUAUGCCUAGCACUUGCAUGGACCAUGUAUCUACACUAAAAUCUUCAAGUUUAUUGAAUUUUUUUUUUUUUUUUGGCCUUUCAUUACUUGCUUACUUUGAUUGUGUUGAUCACAUACAAAGCUCAGUCAGUCAUAUGAUUCCCCCCCACCACGGCCAAUGUUCAAAUGUACUGCAGUUUUGCAGAGAAGUACUAAAAAGUGCUACAAUAUAUACAUACAUUUAUAAAGUAGAAGUAGUAGUUCCCCAAUACAUAAGAUUUUAAAUAUUUAUUUUCAGUUCAUAUGAUUUUGCCAGCUGGGUUGGUUCAAUUGGUAUUAAUUUGAUUCAGCAUUUAUUGUAGAUGUCUAGGGUAUAAUUUAGCUGAAUAAAAAAAUAAUCAAACUCUCUUAGAAAUAAAUUAUUAAUUUUAUAUUCAUUCUUUUUAUUUUUAAAUUUUGUUUUAGAGAUAAGUUACAUUGUAUUUAAAUUAAAAGUUAAAAGCAAUAUUUUUUGUUCAAAUAUCAUUUGGUCAGUAUUACAUUAGAAUUUUUGUCAAAAAGUUAAAUUUAACAGCAACAUUUUAUUGUGCCCUGGCCUAUAUGUCAGUGUGUGAAACACCAGCCCUAAACAGAAGUAGGACUAUGAACAGGUAUAAAAAUGUCAACAAAUAUUGUUAGCUUGUGAUAAAUUAAGUGCCAUAUGUUAUUUGCUUCUGUGCUUUGACAACUUUUCAAAUUAUCUGCCUUGAUUAAUACAGCCUCAAUCUGGCAACAAGAGAAACAUCCUGGCUUAUUUUCUAUUCAUGCUACACUAUGCCAAGUUUUUUAAUGAAUUUUUUGCAACUUCUGUAAAUAAGAAGCUUAUUUUAUUUUUUAUUUUUUUUUUUUGCUCUUAGAAAUAAUUAUUUUAACUGCUAGCUUAAUCAGAUGUCAUAUUGACUACUAGCUUGUCAUCUGUCACAUAAUGUCACAAACACCUUACAUGCCUUACCAUGGCCAAUCUGGAUUGUCACUUCUCUCUUACUUUGUUUAAAACUCAUCACACUUUGUGAUAUAUGAAGGAUUGAUGUGGCUAUGUAAUUAUUAUUAGCAAGGUUUACUAGUUUACCUCGGUACUGGAUACCAGACAAUUCAAUUAAUUUUUUUUUUUAGUUGGAAUACUCAAGUACUAGGAACGAAUAUUCAAUUAUUUAUAUCAAGGAUUCCCAAAAAGUUUAUUUUUGGACCCAGCUGUGCUGUGGGUUUUUUUUUCCUUUUAUUUUAUUGUGUAUAUGUUAGAAAAUGAUCACUUGUAAUAAUAAAUUAAUCGAUUGGAUGUAAACCUCCUUGCCCUUAGCCCACCACCAAUAUGCAAUAUUAAUAAAUAUAAGAAUGAUGAGAAAGUCAAAUUGAUUGAUAACUCUAAGAAAGGUAUACAAUGUCUUCCAUGGAUGAACAUUAUUUUUUUAACCUUCAUUUUAAAGAAUAUCUUCCAAAGAAAUAUUCGGUUAUUUUUUUCCCCCUUUCUUUAGAAUUGUUUGCUUCCA
Molecule: messenger RNA, 6424 nt
Organism: Lymnaea stagnalis (great pond snail)
Lineage: Eukaryota; Metazoa; Mollusca; Gastropoda; Lymnaeidae
Source: the annotation of a GenBank genome assembly